This is a messenger RNA of Cannabis sativa, 1637 nucleotides long. Its product is annotated as cytochrome P450 81Q32. The transcript is spliced from 2 exons. Bases 65 to 1591 code for a protein of 508 amino acids. Gene Ontology annotation, molecular function: oxidoreductase activity, acting on paired donors, with incorporation or reduction of molecular oxygen; iron ion binding; heme binding. The record is from RefSeq and is a predicted model, not a curated record. NCBI's taxonomy places the organism in Eukaryota, Viridiplantae, Streptophyta, Magnoliopsida, Rosales, Cannabaceae.
AUAUACAGUUAUAUGAAUUACUAAUGUAUAUCACCUUAAAGUACUUUCUUCCAAGUAUUCAAAAAUGGAACAAGAACAACUCUACACAGCUCUCAUCAGCCUAAUCAUUGUCGUUUUAGUAUACAAACUGUUCAUCAAAAACCCAAAACGACAAUACAAAAACCUUCCACCAAGCCCACCUUAUUCUCUCCCACUCAUAGGCCAUCUCCAUCUAAUAAAGCCACCUGUCCACAGAUGCUUCCGCCACCUGGCAACCAAAUACGGCGCCGUUUUCACCCUUUGGUUCGGUUCCAACCGCGUUGUGAUCGUAUCAUCACAUUCCGCAGCCGAAGAAUGCUUCACCAAAAACGACGUCGUUUUAGCCAACCGUGGAAAAAGUUCAUUCGGCAAGUACUUCGGUUAUAACUACACCGCAAUGGUAGCAGCUUCCUACGGCGACCAUUGGCGUAACCUUCGCCGAAUCGGCUCCAUUGAGAUCUUCUCGGCUAGCCGACUUAAAUCACACUUGUCCACGCGUACGGACGAGAUCAAUCGAUUGCUUUAUACUCUGGCUAGAAACUCUGCAUCGUCCGAUAUAAAUAACAAUAAGUUUGAUUUUGCGAAGGUGGAGAUGAAGAGUUUGUUAUCGAAUUUGACAUUCAAUAUCAUAAUGAGAAUGGUGGCCGGAAAAAGGUAUUACGGUGAUGACGUGGCAGAGAAAGAAGAAGCAAAUAUGUUUAUGAGGAUUUUUGAUGAGGCGGUGUCUAGUAGCGGAGUAGCCAACCCGACCGAUUUCUUGCCGGUUGGGUUGAAAUGGUUGGGAAUUAGUUAUGAGUUGAAGAUGAAAAGGGCUUUUAAGAAAAUGGAUGCUUUCUUGCAAAAACUUGUCGAUGAGCGUCGGAGUAUGAAAUCGGAUAUUACCAUGAUUGAUCACUUGCUUGCAAUGCAGGAAUCUAAUCCUGAAUACUAUUCUGAUCAAAUCAUCAAAGGAUUCAUAUUGAUUUUAAUACUAGCCGGGACAGAUACGUCAUCAGCGACAUUAGAAUGGGCAUUAUCAAAUCUACUUAACUAUCCAGAUAUUUUAGAAAAGGCUAAAGCUGAAAUUGACGAAAAAAUUGGUGAACAAUUGAUGGAUGAAGAUGAUAUUUCAAAAUUACCAUAUCUUAACAACAUCAUCUUAGAGACUUUACGCUUGUUCCCAUCGGCUCCAAUGCUCAUACCUCACUUUUCAUCAGAAGAUUGUACUAUUGAAGGAUAUGAUAUUCCACGCGAUACAAUAGUUAUGGUUAAUGCGUGGGCUAUACAUAGAGAUCCCAAAUUAUGGGAUGAUUCUACAAGUUUUAAGCCUGAAAGAUUUGAGAGGAACAACAACGACAAGUACUUGAUGCCAUUUGGAUUAGGAAGAAGAGCUUGUCCUGGAUCUGGUUUAGCCCAACGUGUGUUGGGCUUGACUUUGGGGUCAUUGAUUCAGUGUUUUGAAUGGAAAAGAAUUGGUGAAGAAAAAAUAGACAUGACUGAAAGCAAAGCUGUUGUAAUGCCUAAACUUGUGCCAUUAGAAAUAAUGUGCAAAGCUCGACCUAUUAUGAAUUCAAUUUUUUUGAAAGCUCAUUGAAAUAAUAUAAGCUAAUUAGAGAAAUAAUAAAGUUCCUUAUGUAUUA